Prunus persica (peach) is the source of this 1082-nucleotide messenger RNA. Its product is annotated as cysteine-rich receptor-like protein kinase 25. The coding region runs from base 316 to 909 and encodes 197 amino acids. The record is from RefSeq and is a predicted model, not a curated record. The transcript is spliced from 2 exons. NCBI's taxonomy places the organism in Eukaryota, Viridiplantae, Streptophyta, Magnoliopsida, Rosales, Rosaceae.
GCAGGCAUAAUGGUUUCCACUAGAUUUCAACUAUUUCUUCCCCUAAUUUUGUUACCGGUCAUCGGUACUCAAGCCGUUGAUAUGUUCAACUGUCUUGACGCCUUUCCUAACACCACCAUUCUCAAUAGUACCUAUCUCAAAAACGUUAAUGGAGUUUUGUCCUCCCUCAUCUCCUCCAACAAUAGUAACGGCUACGGGUUUUACAGUUCUGCUUAGGGCGAAAACUCUGACAAAGUUUAUGCAAUCGGGCUCUGUAGAGGGGAUCUGAAGCAUGAUGCUUGCGUUACUUGCCUCAACGCCUCCAGAUAUGAUCUCAUGGAGGUUUGCCCUAAUGACAGGGAGGCAAGUUUGUGGACAGAAAAAUGCAAGUUACGCUACUCGAACCACUCCAUGCAUGGAACCGUGGAAUUGAUUCCAUCUUCCACGGGGUACAGCAACAAAAAUGUAUCGUCGUCGUUGUCGGUCCUGGAAGGGUUUAACCAACGGCUGAUGGCGUUGCUGGGAGUACUAAAAGUUGAAGUAGCGGCUGGCGGUGAUGUUGUUAAGUUUGCAGUGGGAAAUGCAAAUGUUUCUAUAUAUUCUAAGAAUAUAAGUACAAUAUAUGGACUUGCGCAGUGCAGUCCAGAUUUUUCAGAGCUGGGAUGUAACAAUUGCUUAGAUGAAGCUUUAGAAAAGAUCCAAAUGUAUUGUUAUGGGAGUGGUUUUGGGAGCUAUGUUAAUCCCAGCUGUGACGUAUAUUAUCAGGUUGAUCACCUCUUCUUUGACCCUGCAGCUCAGACGGUACCAGUGGCAUUGCCACCAUUAAUAUCUCCACCUUCAGCCAAUGCAAGAGGAAAGAAGAGCAACAUAUCUCAAACUCUCAUCGUUAUUUUCGUGUCGAUCCUACUUCCUUUCAUCGUUAUGCUUUGAUCCGAUGUGUAUAGCUUCCAUGUAUUAGUUUGGAGAUAAUAUGUUGACAGAAAAAUAGUGCUUGUUAUACUGUUCUUUUAUCCAGAGAAGGAAUAGAAUCUUAUGUAUGUAAAAAGGUAUACAUUUUGUGGUUGUUGAAUGCAACAAGAAGAAAGAAAUUGGUAUGUAUGAUC